Myodes glareolus (Bank vole) is the source of this 2121-nucleotide messenger RNA. RefSeq names its product formimidoyltransferase cyclodeaminase (gene Ftcd). NCBI's taxonomy places the organism in Eukaryota, Metazoa, Chordata, Mammalia, Rodentia, Cricetidae. Gene Ontology annotation, molecular function: folic acid binding; transferase activity. The record is from RefSeq and is a predicted model, not a curated record.
CACCAAAAGGCCGUCACUCCACACACCUCUACUGCCUUUUGAGAAGAGCGACUGGACCCAGGGCUGACCAUGUCCCAGUUGGUGGAAUGUGUCCCCAACUUCUCAGAGGGGAACAACCAGGAGGUGAUUGAUGCCAUUUCCCGAGCCAUCUCCCAGACCCCAGGCUGUGUGCUCCUGGAUGUUGAUGCUGGACCCUCCACCAACCGCACCGUCUAUACUUUUGUGGGGCAGCCAGAGCGUGUGGUCGAGGGAGCUCUCAACGCUGCCCGCGCGGCCUCACAACUCAUCGACAUGAGCAAGCACAAGGGAGAGCACCCUCGCAUGGGCGCUCUGGAUGUUUGUCCCUUCAUCCCGGUGAGGGGCGUCAGCAUGGACGAGUGUGUGCUCUGUGCUAAGGCCUUUGGCCAGCGGCUGGCAGAGGAGCUCAAUGUACCAGUGUACCUCUAUGGUGAGGCAGCGCAGACACCCAGUCGCCAGACCCUGCCGGCUAUCCGGGCUGGAGAGUAUGAGGCCCUGCCUGAGAAGCUCAAACAGGCAGAAUGGGUGCCUGACUUCGGCCCUAGCUCCUUUGUCCCCAGUUGGGGCGCCACUGUCACAGGUGCACGGAAAUUCCUCAUUGCGUUCAACAUCAACCUGCUCAGCACCAAGGAACAGGCCCAUCGUAUUGCUCUCAACCUGCGGGAGCAGGGCCGCGGGAAAGACCAGCCAGGACGUCUGAAAAAGGUUCAGGGCAUCGGUUGGUACCUGGAUGAGAAGAACCUGGCUCAGGUGUCCACAAACCUCCUGGACUUUGAGGUCACAGCUCUGCACACAGUCUAUGAGGAGGCCUGCAGAGAGGCUCAGGAGCUGAACCUCCCAGUGGUGGGCUCGCAGCUGGUGGGCCUGGUGCCUCUGAAGGCCUUGCUGGAUGCCGCGGCCUUCUACUGUGACAAGGAGAAGUUGUUUGUUCUGGAGGAGGAACACCGGAUACGGCUGGUGGUGAACCGGCUGGGCCUGGAUUCCCUGUCACCCUUCGAUCCAAAGGAGAGGAUCAUUGAGUACCUGGUUCCUGCUAGUGGACCAGAGCAGAGCCUCAUGGACAAGUCGCUGCUCAAUUUUGUUCGGGAGGUGGGCGCCCGCUCUGCUGCCCCAGGCGGCGGCUCUGUAGCAGCGGCUGUUGCAGCCAUGGGUGCAGCCCUGGCCUCUAUGGUGGGCCAGAUGACCUACGGGCGGCGCCAGUUUGAUCACCUGGACUCCACCAUGCGGCGCCUGAUCCCACCAUUCCAUGCGGCCUCCGCCCAGCUAAUCCCAUUGGUGGAUGCUGAUGCCCAGGCUUUUGCUGCCUGUCUGGAGGCAAUAAAGUUGCCCAAGAACACACCUGAAGAAAGGGACAGGCGGACCUGUGCCCUGCAGGAGGGGCUGAGACAGGCGGUUGCUGUGCCACUGAAGCUGGCAGAGACUGUGUCCCAGCUGUGGCCGGUGCUGAAGGAGCUGGCCCUAUAUGGGAACUUGGCCUGCUUGUCUGACCUGCAGGUGGCAGCCAAAGCCCUGGAGACAGGCGUGUUUGGCGCAUACUUCAACGUGCUCAUCAACUUGAAGGACAUGACCGAUGAUGCAUUUAAAGAGAAGGGAUACAACUGUACCGUCAGCAGUUUGGGCAGAAGUAGAAGAAAUGGGAUGGGAGUCUGUGGAGGGUCAGUCGGUAUGGCUGUCCCCAGAACUUCUACCCACACUGAUACAUCUAGGAGUGGCUGUUCAAGAUGACCCUAGUCACUGUGAGAUGCGCCAUCGAAUCUCCAGCCUUCUGCAGGAAGCCAAGACCCAGGCUGCACUGGUGUUGGAUAGCCUAGAAGCACGGAAGGAAUGAAGAGAUGUCUCCCUUUCCCCCCACGCCAUUAAUGGUCCAACUUCCAGUGGUCUUUACCUAUCCUAAGUGACCCAAGCCUGCUUGGAGGGAAGAUUCAGGCAUGAUGUCAGCAGUGUCAGGUUGGGGCUCUACACACAGCUGUCUGUGUAGGAUGGUGAAGAUGUAACGGAGGUGGUUUGGGGUAGGGAGUAGGGCCUGAUUGGUGGUGGUCUACUGCAGGCAUUCAGUCUGAUACCCUCUGUUACCUGUGGCUUCUAGUAAAUUCUCAACACAAA